This is a messenger RNA of Sinocyclocheilus rhinocerous, 1539 nucleotides long. RefSeq lists its product as uncharacterized. Lineage: Eukaryota; Metazoa; Chordata; Actinopteri; Cypriniformes; Cyprinidae. The record is from RefSeq and is a predicted model, not a curated record. Bases 891 to 1523 code for a protein of 210 amino acids. The transcript is spliced from 6 exons.
UGUGAUGCUCUCUGAAAAUGCCUUCUCUGCACGGAUGUCCUCGAAUGCAAAAGUUAAGAUUGUGUUACAAAAGGCAUUAUUUAGUAAAACCGCUCCAAUAAUCUGUAAGCAGGCAACAUAUGGCUAAACUGUGAUGUGUUCCGCAGUCCGCUCGCUCUGAGCUGGCGCCAGUAAUUUUGCGCCUUGUCUUAUAACCCGCCAGCAGUCGUUAAAAGGGGCCGUCAACGCGGGUCAUUUAAAAUCCCCGCUCUGCUAUAACGGCAGCGAAGCCCUGCGAUCGGUGCCGCUGGGGGAUUGACACCAGCACGGAGCGGGCACGCGAAAUCCCGACGUUAUACUUCAAAUAUUUUAUGUCAAUAAAACAAAGUUUAGAAACGUGAACAUUUUGCCGGCAAAAUGAGGCGUGUGUUUGGUGACGUCACUUGGGGGGGCGGUCUGAGGUAGCGGAAGUACGUUGAGCACAUGGCUAGCAGGCUCAAGAAGUAAACAAUCCGAGUGUUUGGGCUAAAUAGUUGGAUUUUAUCACGCUAUUAUGUUAGUGACAUAUAAAAUGCAAUGUUUUGGCUGUGCUGGGUUGACCGUUUGAGAUGUCAAGUGUUGUCACGGUAAUAAAGUGCAUUUUUCUGGUCCAGUUGCUGCUAUUGGGUUUCGCAGGCAAAUCAGUUUCACUAUAUUGACUGGCUCCCCCUUAGAAAUACACUAUAUACUACAAUAUACAGCAGCAUUUUAAAUAUAUUAUCAAAUGUGUAUUUUUUACGUGCUCGUGUAGAGGAUUUAAUACAUGUAGCUUGGGUGUUGUCAUUAGAUCCGCACUUUCUAUCACUAAUAUAACCUUUGACCAGUCACAUGACCAUCAAAACACACAAAUCUGGGUUUUGUUCACUGAAGAAAUGAAGUUUUUCAAUCUUUUCGGGCGCUUAAAAUCAAAUGUCAUAGGCAUGAUUCACGUCGGAGCCUUGCCAGGAACCCCCUUGAACCGCGCAACUAUCUCUGAGAUCACAGAGGAGGCAUGUCGAGAGGCGGAAAUUUACCACCACGCAGGACUUGAUGGGCUGAUCAUUGAAAACAUGCAUGAUAUUCCAUACACCCUUGAGGUGGGUCCAGAAGUGUGUGCAUCCAUGACAGCUAUGUGUGCAGCAGUCAGGGGCCUGUAUCCAUCUUGGCCGCUUGGUGUUCAGAUUCUCUCAGCUGCAAACCAAUCAGCAUUGGCUGUUGCCCUGGCCUCAGGGCUGGAUUUCAUCCGUGCAGAGGGGUUUGUGUUCUCACAUGUUGCAGAUGAAGGCCUGUUAAAUGCUUGUGCUGGUGAGCUGCUGCGCUACCGCAGAAGCAUUGGAGCAGAGCAUAUUCAGAUCUUUACAGACAUCAAGAAAAAGCACAGUGCCCAUGCCCUAACUUCAGAUGUCAGCAUAGCUGAGACGGCCCAAGCAGCUGAGUUCUUCCUCUCCGAUGGAGUCAUCGUCACAGGAACUGCCACUGGAGCGCAGGCUGAUCCAGAGGAACUGAGGGUCCCAUUCAGAGGUUAAUCUGCUAAUUUAGAGG